CCUACAUGGAAAUCCACCGCCGGGUUUGGCAUGGCAUUACAUGGGCCGUGCUGCCUCGACCACGAAAUUCCCCUCCGCUCGCACUGUCGCACGAUCGCUCUCCCCGCCGCCGGUCGCCGAAUCGCCGGUGCGGCGGCGCCUAUGGAGGCCAACCCCAGCCAGAAGACCGUGGUGCUGCACGCCUGCCUCGGCGUGGGCCACCUCACCCCCAUGGUUGAACUCGCAAAGCUCUUGAUCCGCCGCGGCCUCGCCGUCGUCAUCGCCGUCCCGACCCCGCCGACCUCCACCACCGACUUCUUCUCCUCGUCCGCCUCAGCGGUCGACCGCAUGGCGGCCGCAAACCCUUCCAUCUCGUUCCACCGCCUCCCGCCGCCUGAGUACCCCGAGCCGGAUCCUGACGCCUUCGUGCAGAUGCUCGACACGAUGCGCCUCUCCGUGCCGCCCCUCCUUGCCUUCCUCCGCUCCCUCCCCUCGGUCGCGGCUCUCGUGCUGGACCUGUUCUGCGUCGACGCCCUCGACGCCGCCGCCGCGACCGGCAUCCCGGCGUACUUCUACUACACCUCCGCCGCAGGCGACCUCGCCGCGUUCCUCCACCUCCCCCACUACUUCGCCACCACGCAGGGCAGCUUCAAGGACAUGGGGAAGGCGCCCCUCCGCUUUCCUGGCGUACCUCCGAUCCCGGCCUCCGACAUGCCGCACACCGUGCAAGACCGCGAGGACCGGACCUGCACCACGCGAAUUGGACACUACGCGCGCAUGCCGGAGGCGCGGGGUUUUCUCUUCAAUACCUAUGAAUGGCUGGAGGCGAGGACCGUGGCGGCGCUCAGGGAGGGCGCGUGCGUGCCCGAUCGCCCCACGCCGCCGGUGUACUGCAUCGGGCCGUUGAUAGUGAAAGGGGAUGCGGCGAGGGGAGAACGCCAUGCAUGCCUCUCGUGGCUGGACGCACAGCCGGAGAGAAGCGUCGUGGUCCUCUGCUUUGGCAGCUUGGGCGCCGUCUCGGGGGAGCAGUUGAAGGAGAUAGCUCGGGGUCUAGAGAACUCCGGCCACCGGUUCCUCUGGGUCGUACGGAGCCCACCGCAGGAUCCGGCCAAGUUCUUCCUGCCGCGUCCGGAGGCUGACCUGGGCGUGCUGCUCCCGGAGGGGUUCAUGGAGAGAACGCGGGACAGGGGAAUGGUGGUGACGUCGUGGGCGCCGCAGGUGGAGGUGCUGCGGCACGCCGCGACCGGCGCGUUCGUGACGCACUGCGGGUGGAACUCCGUCCUGGAGGCGGCGUCGGCCGGAGUGCCGAUGCUGUGCUGGCCGCAGUACGCCGAGCAGAGGCUGAACAAGGUGUUCGUGGUGGAGGAAACGCGGCUCGGCGUGGUGAUGGACGGCUACGACGAGAAGCUGGUCAAGGCAGAGGAAGUGGAGAAGAAGGUGAGGCUAGUGAUGGAUUCCGAGGAAGGGAGGAAGCUCAGGGAGAGGCUGGCAAUGGCGAAGGAGAUGGCCGCGGAGGCGCUGUCCGACAGCGGGUCGUCAUCGUUGGCGUUCACUGAAUUUCUUAAGGAUUUGAACUAUGGGAAAACUCCAAACGAUCAAGCGUAGAAGAUGGAUGGGCCGGCAGUCCAAACGAUCAUUCCAUAGAAGAUGAACAGUGAACUGGGAUUAAUUUUGCUCCUGGAAGGUGGCAUAUCACAUAUCUACAUUAUUUUUUUUGCCGAGCUAUAUCUGCAUUAUUUACUGCUGUGAACUAUGCUUUCGUCCUUUUUUUAAGAGUAAAGUUCAUUAUCGGUUCUUAAAUUUGUGACGCGGUACCAUUUAGGUCCAUAAACUUAGAAAAUGCACAUUUAGAUCUAUGAACUCGUUUUAACGUUUAAAAUCAUGGAUCUGGAUGGUACAUUAAAACGAGUUUAUGGACUUACUGGUACAUUAAAAUGAGUUAAUAGACCUGGAUGGUACAUUAAAAUAAGUUUAUGGAUUUAAACACGUAUUUUCUAA
Messenger RNA from Oryza brachyantha (malo sina), 1977 nucleotides. Its product is annotated as anthocyanidin 5,3-O-glucosyltransferase-like. NCBI's taxonomy places the organism in Eukaryota, Viridiplantae, Streptophyta, Magnoliopsida, Poales, Poaceae. Gene Ontology annotation, molecular function: UDP-glycosyltransferase activity. The transcript has a single exon. The record is from RefSeq and is a predicted model, not a curated record. Bases 31 to 1584 code for a protein of 517 amino acids.